Endocarpon pusillum Z07020 is the source of this 327-nucleotide messenger RNA. RefSeq lists its product as uncharacterized. The transcript has a single exon. Bases 1 to 327 code for a protein of 108 amino acids. NCBI's taxonomy places the organism in Eukaryota, Fungi, Ascomycota, Eurotiomycetes, Verrucariales, Verrucariaceae. The record is from RefSeq and is a predicted model, not a curated record.
AUGGCGCUGAACAUAAAAGCCACAACGUAUGGGGGCUUGGCAGUCACAGGGAAGAGGGGUGCCAGGAUCACAUUUAAGCCGGGUAAGCAUGGGGCGAAGAAGGAGGAGCCGUCAAUGGCGGGCCUUACGGGCGGGUCGGUGCAGAUGGGCGGGCAGACGUGGGGCGUGAAGAAGGGAGCAUCGACUGAACCCUCCGACGAGGAUCUUGAAGCUCUGGAUCUCGAAGCUCUGACAGGCAUGCGUGCAGCAUUGCUGGGCGCGCAGGGCCCUGGAUCCGCAGCGCCGUCUGUACACUCAGAGACACCUGCGCUCUUAAGCACUGGCUGA